GUUAAGUCCAAAGACAAAAUGAUGACGAAGCUCCUUGUUGGUAUUUGAACAAAUUGCACUGGGAAAGUUGAGGGAUUGUAUAGUAGACGAACAUAUAUUUUGGAAGGUAAGUUAGUAUAGUAAAUGUAUGCUUACAUUUAUGCAUGGUGUAGGACAUUUGCAAAUUGAGCGAGGACAUCAAACGCCCCAGAUAGUUCACUGAAGUGAUGUCCGGAAUGGGUGCGGCACCGGUUGUUCUAUGUCUAGUUGCAUUAGUUGCGAUAUGUUUGCAAGGAGCAUACGCUGGAACUCGAACCUUGACUACAAUUGAUGACAACGGGUAUGAAGAUGUUGUCAUCGCGAUUGGAAAUGAUGUUCCGGAAGAUAGUAACAUCGUUACCGAAUUGAAGAAAAUAUUUAUAAGUGCUUCGCCUUAUUUGUACCAAGCAACGAGGAAGCGUGCUUACUUCCGGGGCGUAUCGAUCCUCAUUCCUCCAACAUGGGUGGACAAGCCAGAAUAUGAAGACGCUGUACUUGAAACCUUCAAUCGUGCAGAUUACCGUGUAGACCUUCCCAAUCCAAUUUGGGGCGACAACCCGUAUUCUAAACAAAGUGGGCAAUGUGGUCAUCCAGCAGAAUAUUCCCAUCUGACCCCUGACUUUGUACUUGAUAGAAACCGUGAUAGAGUCUGGCGUUGGGGAGAUCCAGGUCGAGUUGUGGUCCAUGAGUUUGCUCAUAUUCGCUAUGGAGUAUUUGAUGAAUAUGGAGAAGACAGUGAUAGUGAGCAUCCCUUCUUUUACAUCAACGAGAAGGGCCGACCUGCGUCAACUGGGUGUACCAAAGAUGUCACCGGAUGGUCAUUAAAUAGGUUCACCUACCAGAGAUGUCAACGGAAUAGAACAUCCGGGCUUCCCGAGAAUGAUUGCCGAUUCUUUCCUGACUUGUCUGCCUCUCAACCCGCAAAGGCAUCAAUCAUGCACAUGCAGUUUUUAGAUCCAGUUCGUGGAUUUUGUGAGAGCAGUAACACUGAUGAAGAAUUGUCUCACAAUAUUCUCGCACCAAACAAACAUAACAAGAUGUGCUCUCUGCAAGGGACGUGGGACGUAAUAUCUCAAAACGAGGACUUCCAACCAGGGAAUAAUGAACCACGUGACAUUGCUGAUGUCACACCUAACAUCCGGGUGCUCUACAGACGAUACCGAGGGUCUGGGGGUGGUGAUAUUACACCCCCAUGUAAAAGAAUUGCUUUGGUUUUUGACGUAUCACAAAGUAUGAUUGUUCCGAAAAACCGUAUGUUUCCUCUAAGACAAGCGACGUACAAGUUUAUCCAAAAUACUCUUCCCGAGGGCACUGAGAUUGGUCUAGUUACAUUCUCUACAACUGCUCAGAUAGUGCAGGAUAUGAUGCGCAUAGAAGGCCAGGAAGAUCGGGACUUUUUCUCCUCUAAACUCCCAACAUGGCCGGUUGGAUUGACUGCCAUCGGGCAAGGACUUGAACUUGGAAUGCAGUUACUAGAGGAAGGUGAUACAACAGAUGCCACCCUUAUCCUUAUGACUGAUGGUGUGGAGAACCAGCAACCGACAAUUAGUGAGCUGCUUAGUCAGGGAAGGUUCCAGAACAAAGGGGUCCGCAUCAAUGCCAUCGCCUACAGUGACCAGGCUGAUAUCGACCUUGAACGACUGGUGGAGGAAACUGAUGGGAUGUUUUACUACUACUCUGAGGAACAGACCUCAGUCGCAUUGGACGAUGCAUUUGCUAGAUCUGUAAUGGAGACACGAACUUGUGCCGCAGAAGGGGAACCAAUUGAGCUUCAUAGUUGCAAAGAACUAGUGAUGGACGGCCUUGACCCAAAGAUGAAUGGCGUCGGUAUUGACGAGACCGUUGGGGAGAAAACCUCUUUCAUUUUCUCAUAUUCUGUUGCAGAUUCUAUUGAGGUGGAGGUAAUGGGUCCAAAUGGUGAAGUUUUUGACAAAACAAGUCCUUAUUACCAAGAUGACAAGGAAUUCAAGAUCAUAACGUUUACCUUUCCGCGUACAGAUCCUGGUAUUUGGAUCUGGAGGAUCACUCGGUUAGACGGUGGUGUUCACUUUAUCGGAGUUAAUGUCAAAUCUCACGCAGCACCAAACAUCGAGGCAGUGACCGCAAUAGCUUGGAUGAACGACGUCCAACUGACAUUCCCGCGGACAGGGAUUAUCUACGCUGAUGUAAGGCAAGGCUAUGCACCAGUAAUCAGAGCAAAGGUUGUCGCAACUGUUGAGCGACCAGAAGGUGACCCUGUUGAUGUGCUGCUGUACGAUACAGGAGUAGGUGGCGACACAACAGCAGACGAUGGGAUCUAUUCGGCUUAUUUCACGCAGUACACUGUAGAUGGAAGAUACUCUAUCUAUGUGGAGGUGUCAAAUCCUGAUGGCAAUGCGGUCAUUAAAGCUGCAGGAACAACUAGUGGAGGAGCGUACAGUCUAUGGCAAAAUUUCACGACGAGUAGCGUAGAGAACCCGGUUCCUUAUCUCAACCGCCAUAGUUCUGCCGGUGCCAUAAGCGUUCACGAUGUGAUGGAUAUAGAUAUGAUGCCGCCAUCUAGGGUCACCGACCUGAGAGUAAUGGCCCAUUCGGAAGAACAUGGCACCGUAACGCUGCAGUGGACCGAAACGGGCGACGACUAUGACUAUGGAACGGUGACUGCUUUUACAAUUUACAUGCACGAGGAUUUCGAUCAGUUACGAGACAAUCCGAAAGAGGGCACACCUAUCACAAUGGCAUACGUUGUUGACGGGCACUUAAAUUCAUUAGCUGCUUCACAGAAACAUAGAAUAACUAUCAAGACCCCCAGGAGUGGCUCGGAUGCAGUGUAUGCAUUUGUAAUGAGAUCAUGGGAUGAGGCACUUAACUACAGUCCCUACUCAAAUUAUGUUACUGUGCUGAUGGAAGGAUCUACAAAUAUAAUCGUCACACAAGAACCUAACCCAAGCACAGCUGAGCGCGCUCCAGAAAAGUUUACAUGGCCAACAGAAAAACCAAGUACAAGGGCAGCAGAAAUUCCCACGGUAUCGAAAUUAACAUCUCUAGUUCCCGAGGAAAUUCCAGUUGAAAAAGCAACCUCAACGCCAAGUAAACCCACGAUGUUCCCAAAAAGUACCCAAGUGCCUCCUGAUGAGAUUACCAAUAAACCCAAUGAAACUCCCAUUACACCAUCGUCUUCAGAGAGAUCCAAAAGACCGCCUGACCAUACGUUGCUACCGACAAUUAGAGAGCACCCAAAGAGCACAAAAUUGGUGAGAGAAACAACAGAUGCUUUGAAAACUACCAUUGGAGAGCAACGUCGUAGCACGAAGAUGCCUCGAGAAUCGACUGUAGUACAACGAUCUACUCUUGGAACUCACAGGACAAGCAAACAGAAUGAUGCUAUUGAUGUAAAAACGUCAACUUUACAAACUGACAACGAAAACGCCCAGAGUACAACGCCACAUUAUUCUCAUACAAAUGAUCCAAACACUGUUAUUGGCGUGAGGUCAACAAUACAAGACGACAACGGAAGAGAGAGAAGCUCUACACGAAGAUAUUCUCGUACGAAUGAUCCAAACGAUAUAAUUGGUGUAAAGUCGACAUCACAAGACGACAAUGGAAGAGAGAGAAGCACUACACGAAGAUAUUCUGGUACGAAUGAUCCAAACGAUAUAAUUGGAGUGAAGUCAACAACUUCACAGUACGGCAAUGGAGGAGAGCGAAGCACUACACGACGAUAUUCUGGUACGAAUGAUCCAAACGAUAUAAUUGGAGUGAAGUCAACAACUUCACAGUACGCCAAUGGAAGAGAGAGAAGCUCUACACGAAGAUAUUCUGGAACGAAUGAUCCAAACGAUAUAAUUGGAGUGAAGUCAACAACUUCACAGUACGGCAAUGGAGGAGAGCGAAGCACUACACGACGAUAUUCUGGUACGAAUGAUCCAAACGAUAUAAUUGGUGUAAAGUCGACAUCAAAAGACGACAAUGGAAGAGAUCAAAGAACCACAAGACGAUACACUGGUACACUUGAUACAAGUGACGUGAUCAGCGCUGAAUCGACAACUCCAGAAAUUAACAACGAAGUGGACGAAAGUAGUACUCGAAAACAUGCUGUAACAAAAUCGCCCAUCAGUAGAAGAACAACUACGUUGGUGAAAGGCAGCGAAGAUAGUGACGAGUUUCCACUAGAUAGAAGAACAACGGAACCAACAGAUGGUACUCAUGGCAAGAAAACAACUAUAUCGACGGACAAUGAACAAACCAAACAAACAACUAGAGAUAAUCCAGCUACAAAGAUACAAACUGAUGAGCCAAGCAGGAGAACUACCACUUUAGUAAUCAAUAAUGAUCGCGGUGACAAGAGAACAACGACGUCGAAAGAACAACGCAGGACAACUGGUUCGGCUGGUGAAACGAACAGAGAGACAACACCAAUAACCCGAGAUAAUGAACAGCACCAGAGCGAUUCAAAUCCUAGCUCCAAUCAACUUGACGAACCAAUGUUAAUCAGUUCCCUGGUCGGGGCAUUGGCUGGCAGUAUAAUUGGAACAUUGUUGGUUGCUAUUCUCGUGAUAGCUUGCCUAGCAUUUUCAAAGAGACGUGGUGAAAAUAAGGAUUAUAGCAAAAUCUAACUCUAGACAAUGCUUGCCUGCUGAUUCACAACAUAGAUAUAUACGCAACACAACAUAUUCACAACAUUAGGAUAUAUAUUUAAUCAUCAGUUAUUAUAAUGAUUCGAUUACGAAUCUACUUUACUUUGGACUGUUGAGAUCCAUUAAAUUCCAAAUGAACCGUUUGAUUCAUAUCCUAUUGUUCCUAUUCUUAUUUUUAUCAAAUUCGAAUAAAAUAUUGAUAAUUUCAAAAG
Molecule: messenger RNA, 4846 nt
Organism: Owenia fusiformis
Lineage: Eukaryota; Metazoa; Annelida; Polychaeta; Sabellida; Oweniidae
Source: the annotation of a GenBank genome assembly